AUCUCAUCCUCCCGUUCAACAUAUAUUUUCCCGAUCUCUCUCUUCACCAGUGUAUCAAUUCUUCGAACGAACGUUUUUUUCCAAUGGUUCAACCUCCCUCAUGCCCUCUCUGUUUGCUCAUUGUGAUACCCUACCCUCUGUAUACAUUCGAUUUCCUGACUUUCUGUCGACUAUUCCCUUACAUCGUAGCAAUCUCUCUGACUGGAAUAGAUCUCUGUAUUUUUGUGAUCAUUGUCAAAUGGGAUUUUGGAGUGCAUUCCGAUCGCGUUGAAGCUAUGGCACAACAAGUCCAAACAACUCUCACCCAAGUGUGACUCGAUCAAAGUGUUUCCGAUGCAAGUUAAUAUUUCGUCCAAGGCACUGCACCCUCGGAUUGUUCACGCUCACCUCUAUUCGAUCUCAAGAAUACACUUUCAAAUAUAUC
This is a messenger RNA of Somion occarium, 424 nucleotides long. The record is from the annotation of a GenBank genome assembly. NCBI's taxonomy places the organism in Eukaryota, Fungi, Basidiomycota, Agaricomycetes, Polyporales, Cerrenaceae.